AGACGCCGGUUUAUCUGCUGACUGGACGGGCCGCUGCCGGGCUGUGCGCUCGCCGCUGAUAACUGCGCUGAUAGCCGUUGCUGAUAGCUGGCGCCGCCAUGGACCGACCGCGCGCGACGCUCCUGCUCCAGGGUGUAUUGCUGCUGUGCUUGGUGACGCACGCCGUGCUGCAAGAUGGCGACCAGCAGGCAGGCGGGGACGUUAGCUCGUCGGUCUGCGGCGGCUGCUCGUGCGGGGGCGGCCUGCUGGACUGCUCGGGGCUGCCGCUGGAGGGCGGCGGCGGCGGGGGCGGGGGCGGCGUUGGCUCCUGGUUCUGGCCGCGCUGCGAGUGCGCCGCCGCCUCCAACCUCACGGCCGUCUUCCGCGCCUGCGACAUCAAGGUGCUGUUCCCACUUCCGGAGCAGAGGGGGGUCUCCAGCCUGUCGCUGCGUCACAACCGCAUGGUCGACAUUCACGACGGAGCCUUCGCCAAACUGCCAGGACUCGUCGAACUGGACCUCAGUCACAAUCUGCUGCAAGUGGAGGACGUCCGGCCGACAGUGCUGCGCGGACCUUACAGCCCCGCCCGCUACGAGCCGAUGGCGCUGCAGCUGCUGGACCUGUCGUACAACCAGCUGCACUCGCUGGACCCACAGGCCUUCGAACACUGCCCCAGCCUCAGAGUGCUCCGCCUCGACUACAACCCGCUCAAGGUCAUCGACGGCCCAACGCUCAGGGCGGUGGGCACGCCUCACCUGCAGGAGCUGGGCCUGGCGGGCGCGCAGCUGUCUGCGGUGCCGCGGCGGCUGCUGGAGCAGCUGGCGUCGCGACGCUCGCUCAGGGCGCUCCGCCUCAGCGACAACAACCUCACCGCCGUGCCGGACGGCCUGCAGCUGCUCGACGCGACGCUGGAGGAGCUGAACCUGUCGGCGACGCAGCUGGAGCAGCUGGACGACGAGAGCCUGCUGGGGGAGUGGCGGCGCCUGCGCAGUCUGGCGCUCAGCGCCAUGCCGCGCCUGCGCAGGCUGGGCCCGCGCGCGCUCUCCUCUCUCACACAGCUCGAGCAGUUCCUGUGCGCCUUCAACGGCCAGCUGCAGGAAGUCCACCCACUCGCCACCGCCGGGCUCGAAAACCUGCGCUGGGUGCGGCUGGACAACAACGCGCUGGAGCGGCUGGGCGCGGACAGCCUGCCCUGGUCGUCCCUGGCUGAGCUCAGGCUGGAGGGCAACCCGUGGCGCUGCGACUGCAGCGCGCUCUCCUGGCUCUCCCAGAAGGCGGCCGACGCCAUCACAGACCAGCCCCGGUGUGUGGCGCCCGAGUCGCUGCGCGACGCGGGCCUGGCGUCGCUCAACGCUAGCUCGCUGUGCGCCGUAGAGUGGCGUCGCGGCGCUGCGGGGGCGGCGAGGGGCCGGAAGGCGCGCGCCAGGGCCGGCAUGAGCGUGGCGCAGGCGGCCGGGCUCGCCGCCGUCGUGGCGCUCGGCAGCUUGCUCGGCGUCGCACUCAUCCUGCGUUCCAGGCGGCGCCGCCGCGACGACGAGCGCCGGCACUCCGUCUACUGCGUCAACGUGCGGUACUCUCAGCUGGCUGGCGCUAUGAGCAGCGUGACUGGCGGUCCGAUUGCCCCCUGACGUCAUCAUCUUCCGCGUGAGCCUUUCUUCGCUCCUCGCCGCCUCACUUGUUGUGAACUUUUGCAUUGUGAUUACAACUCGAUCAGUGUGUUCAGCGUUUCUUUAUUUGAAAUGCUUCAAAUACUCCCCACCGCAUCGGUUGUCGAGGAAGAGGGAUAAUCGUGUUCCAUAUUCUGGUUGGCUGUGCUACCGAUCGUCCUGAAACACUUUCUACAUCAUGUUUCUCAAACAAAGCAUAUAAACUCUGAGUGCUCCUUGGCCAGCAUUUGUUGGAACUGGUGUCCCAAACUGACAGAUUUCACUCUUGAAUCCUGAUUGCUCAUUAAUUUUCGGAAGAAAUAAUGGAAAACGGAAGUGUGGAAAAAAAUGAAUGAACUGGAGUCAGUACUAAAUAAAUAUACAGUGGUCUUUUUUUAUUUUUUUAAAGCUUGGUACACACCUAGCGACAAAGUCACAUGACAUUGUAUACGUAGAAUCCCAUUGUACUGUACCGUGAAAGUCCCUAUACAAAGCAACGCGUUCGCAUCUAAGGGGUAGUUCCACAUUCAGUCAUAGGCAAAUGUUGAAAGAAAUAGUUUACAGCUGGGAUCAAGCGACAAAGAUGAGAUAACCUUCAACAAUGACACUCGAAAAUGAUAUAAUAUGAGGUAUCAAUAUGCAAAUGAGGAAGUAUUAAUUUACAUACAAUGUUUAGUCUGAAUUAGAAAUAUUAGUUAUGUAUGUAUGCAUUUACAAGUAAUAUUUCUCAAUAUACUACAGGUAACAUGCUGUAUAAAUUGUGAAAUAAAAUGAAAUGUACUUAAUAUUUAAGGAAUGGUCCACAGGUAAGUGGAGGAACAUAGACAUAUUAAAAACUUAAACACAUAGUAUUGAUGUUUCACAAUAAUAUUUAUUUUACUGUUCAUUUCAAUCGUCUUCCAUCUAUCAGGGUCAUCCUCACAUAACGUAAGACUACAGAUGAUCCACAAAACAUCAGCGAGAGUUUAUAGCUGUGCAAACAUUGUUUAUCCAAAGAUAUAUGAUCUUUUGCAACUAUACAACUAUACACAAACACAGGCAUAAUCAAAUUCACAAAGAAGAUUUCAUUACUUUAUACUCAGAGGUUUAAAGUGCAAUAAUGUAUGGGUCAAAAACGGUGUACAACUGAGUAUUGGCACAGACUCAUAUGUUAUUUGGACAAAAAUCUGAUAAAUGCGUGAACGAACUAAAAAAGGGGAGCAGAGGAGCAGAAAGGAGUCAGUGGAAUGUGGGUGCGAAACUGUUAUACUGUUUACAAGAAUACUGUCUAAUGACGAAAAAAACUUUAACUGGUAGCUGAUACUGUAGUAAGAGUGAGUAAUGGAAUGGUGGCUGGUCCUCAAGGAUCAGGUCGGAAUUCGUUGAAUACUUUUUACUGAUACUUGGAAUUACAGUAAUGUUAAUGUUUUGCUUUGGUCCUCUGUGGAGAAUAUUUUGUAAUGUGGACAUGUUGACAGACAUGGCCUUCAGUUGUUCUCAUUGCACAAUGGAAAAUGCUUCGUCAGUCUAUUAUUAUUUAUAUUUUUAUUAUUGUUAUACGUUACUUAUCAAGAUGUGGCCAAUGGAGAAAGUGUUGCAGCUGAUUGCAGAUUGUCACACAUAAUGUUAGGGGAAGUUAGUAAUUCCGUAUCUAAAAAUCACAACAACAAGAAGUUGGCUGUUGAAGUAUUAGUGAGUGAAGUUGGAACAAAUCCACAAUUUGAAAACAACUUUUUAUCAGGAUCAUAAAAAUAUUAACCAGACGAAGAAGAGUAAAUAAUAUUUGGUUCGCAUAUGACCACGAGCUAUUUUUCCUGGAAGAUUUAAAAGCAUGCUUAUUUAUUGUUCAUAUACAACGAAAAAUUAAGGUUUAAAUAAAUACAUUCUUCUAUCAAUUAAAUAGUUCUGAAAGUUUUUAAAUAAUUUUUUAAGAGAAAGUGUUCUGUAUUGGAAGAUAAAUGCUUAUCUUGCCAAGUCAGUUUCAGUGUGUCUCCUUUGUUCGUGUAUGAAUUUUUAAAACAGUUUGUCCAAGUCUUUAAAUAAUGAGUUGCUGGAAUAGUGUAUUGAUUUUCAUCAUCAUAUCCAUUUAUUUCUACAUUCUUGUCACAUCUUUUACAACACCACUUGUUAAUGACAAAUGUUGUGUAACAUUUCAAAACAAGACAAAAAACUUAAUUAAUCAGGGAGUCACAUGAACCAACUUCAACGACUGCUAAAGCCACUCUGACGCCAUCCAAGGCUGUCUCACGCUACUCUAACGUGCUUAGCGUAAAAAAUCUCUUAAGUAUUAUGAACUCAGCUUCUAUUGCAUUCUGGAACAGGAUGUAGUCCAAAGAUGACUGUCUUAAUCGAAAUUGUUUUUCAGAUUAAAUUUAUAUAAUAGUUUCUGGAAACAAGUAUUUGUGUGAAGAUUUAUACACCUAAUGGUUCAUAACAAGGGUUUCAAAUUUUGACAGUUUAGAAAGUAACAGCACCUUGUAAUUGUAAAAUAUCGACUUUAUGGUCAACAAUAAAAUUAGGAAAAUUAUGAACAAAAACAGGAAUUUUGUUUGCAUGACACCUGAAUCUUCACUGUAAAUUAGUUUUUAGAUCAUUUGAGUUUACAAUUGUGAUUACUAAUUUUCAUGGUUCAAGAUCAAUAUUACCAAUGUACCGAUAUGAAUAACGAAAAAUAUACUAUCAGAAAAACAAUUUUUAAGGAAUAAAAUAUAUUAAAAAUA
Schistocerca gregaria is the source of this 4324-nucleotide messenger RNA. RefSeq names its product phospholipase A2 inhibitor-like. Gene Ontology annotation, molecular function: transforming growth factor beta binding. Lineage: Eukaryota; Metazoa; Arthropoda; Insecta; Orthoptera; Acrididae. The record is from RefSeq and is a predicted model, not a curated record. The transcript has 9 exons. Gene Ontology annotation, cellular component: cell surface. The coding region runs from base 99 to 1607 and encodes 502 amino acids. Gene Ontology annotation, biological process: transforming growth factor beta receptor signaling pathway; immune response.